CCGGCAGGGCUUGAUUAGGCUUAAAGGGAAACAUGGUGUGGAUGGGAAUGCCGCAAUACGAUGGGGGCGUUUGAAUUAAUGUAUACGAUUAUGAUAAUGAAUAUUUUCAAAUGAUUUACCCGUCAAGUGGGAAUGAGGAUUUCUGUUAACCGGAUUCAUUAACGAUGAACCAAGUAGCCCGUAUAUAUAAAUUGUCAUGGUGGUUGCAUGCUGAGAGUGGACUUGAAUUAAGGUUGCCAGUAAGAUCGAGAUGGAACAAUCAAUGAGAUCUGACACCAAGUUUUCUCAGAAUUCCCACUCGUUAAACUGAUGAUCACCAACCGUGACAAAUGGCUUGUAAAGAGAGAAUUGAGUGAGCCAGAGUGCUCAUGUUGGUGUUCAACUCAAACCAGUCAGGGAUCUAUUCCACGUUAUAUGUUGCUCAUAUUAUAUUUUAUAAUGCAAAGCCUCUUCAUAAAGUCUUUACCAGCAGCAAGAUUUCCAUGGUCUGGCUGAGAGAGAUGACUUCCGGAAUUUAUAUUAAAUACAUAAUCAGAUGGGAGAGGAAAACUCAAGAGCACGUCAUGACAUGCCUCUCAGGCGGACACGUAGCAAAGUUUACAAAAGUAUAGCAAGUAAAAAGCUGGUGUCUCUUGAAUUUCUUUGCGAGUACUGGAAUGAAGAACCUGCAGAACCACUAGAUUGUGAAGGCAACACACUUCUUCAUUUGCUAGUUAUCAGCAAUAGUGAGAAUGCUUUAAGGAAACUGAUGGAUGAUGGUGAUGUUAGCCAAGCACACCUCACUAAACAAAACCUUAGAGGUGAAACAGCGCUACACGAAGCUGCAAGGCAUGGUAAUUUAGGUAUUGUUGUAUUGCUGUUAGAAAAAGAAAUGAAAUUAAUUCAAAUGCUCAGCUGUUCAGAUCCUAUGUGCAACUGUGAAGAAUGUGCCGAAAAAGGAAAUUUAGCUUCUGUCCCAAAUAAUUUAGGAGAAACGGCACUCUUCCUUGCGGCUGCAUGUGGAAAAUUGGAUAUUUUCAAAUUAAUUCUGAAAUAUGGCAAUGAUGAUUGUACGACACAGAGAAAAGAUGGCUGCACUGUUCUUCAUGCUGCUAUUAUGGGGGAACACUAUUUCACAGCUAACAAAAUAUUGCGUUUGGACCCUGUGCUUGCUCAAAAAUAUAACAAAUCCGGGGAUACCGCUCUGUAUAUCCUGGCCUCAUCACCAUCUUCGUUUCUAGGCUACUCUUUUUAUAAAGCAGCAAAUAUGGGCAAGGUUUCUAUGAUUAUUCUCCGGAGUUUAAGAGCUAUAUUGUUCUGGUGUAUACCACACAUGUAUACUUUGGAAUCAGUGAGAAAAGGUGAUGAGGAGGAUUCAGAUAGAAGAUGGAAAGCCGAGAUCCUUGAAAAAGAAAGAAAUCCAUUUGUCAACCUACUUUUGAGAUUGCCUUGGAUUCAGGAAAUUGAUGAUAAGAAGCGAAAGAAGUUUCUUGCAGUGGCACUUGCAAAGCAACUUCUGGAGGAAGAGGUAGAUUGGAGUCGUUACACAUAUUCUUCACCUAAAGACCAGGAUCAGAAUAAAACUCCGAAUAAAGUACAUUCAAACCCUCUUAUGCGAGCCAUUGAAAUGGGCAUACCCGAACUAGUCGAGGAAAUCCUCCGGUAUAUUCCUGGUGCUGCCAACUCUAUUGACAAGGAUGGAAGGAAUGUCUUCCAUUAUGCAGCCGAGCAUAGGGCUGGUGACAUUUAUGAGAAGCUGAAAGUUUCUGUGGUUAACAAAGACAGAAUGUUGUCAGAUGUUGAUUAUAAAGGAAACACAAUAUUGCAUUAUGCAACAAAAAUCAUGCUUUCCAGUUCCACUAAUCUUUCUAUAGGAAUAGCGAACCUGCUGACUUGGGAAGUCUUUUGGUUUCAGCGCAUAAGACAUGACUGUCCUCCACAUCUAUUUCAUAUGCGGAACAAUGAUGGAUGCACAGCAGAAGAUUUAUUGUUGAAAUACUACAACAAUAAACGAGAAGCAGUGGUGAAAGAAGUGAAAGAAAUGAAUCAAGGCGUAAUGGUUGUGGCAGCAUUGAUUGCCACAGUAAGUUUUGCAGCUGUUUUCACUAUACCCGGAGGAUUUGAUCAAAAUAAUGGCACUCCCCUGUACUAUAAGCAAAAAGACCAUCAUUAUCAUGAGCUGAAUCAGUUUUUCGAUGCUGUUUGGUUUACUUUCUUUGCUUCUGUGACUUCCCUGGGAACUCUUCUAACAACUCAGUUGUCGCGAUUUCAUUGGGAAGAUUUAUACCUUGUACUGCCACUGAGGUACUUGAUUGCUUUAUUGACUCUCUUCCUCUCUGCAGGCUCUAUAGCUCUCACGUUUCACCGGGCCUUAAUACUUAUGGGUUACUUGACUCUAAAAAUCUUUCGAGCCCUCCUCAUCAUCUUCAGCAUCUCGGGCCUAUUUUAUGUUGAUCCCACAUGUUAUGUCUUCAGUUACAUUGUGGAGGUACUUCGACAUUCAAAGCCAUACAAGAGUGUACGUACGUAGUAUAUGUGUUCCAUAUGUCGUCAAAUAAAUAAAAUUGUAUGAAAAGCCGCUAUAAACUUCACACGUUGUAUAGAGCACUUCUCUACUUCCAGAUAUACGGCUGGCUUGGUCAUGGACUCAUGUCCUACUGUUUUCUACUUGACUGAGAAUGAAUUUAUGAUUGUUAUUGUU
Messenger RNA from Daucus carota subsp. sativus, 2680 nucleotides. RefSeq lists its product as uncharacterized. NCBI's taxonomy places the organism in Eukaryota, Viridiplantae, Streptophyta, Magnoliopsida, Apiales, Apiaceae. The coding region runs from base 536 to 2509 and encodes 657 amino acids. Gene Ontology annotation, molecular function: protein binding. The transcript is spliced from 7 exons. Gene Ontology annotation, cellular component: plasma membrane. The record is from RefSeq and is a predicted model, not a curated record.